CAAAACCAACAACCACAAGAAAAGCACAAAGCCUUAAAAACUCCUAUUAAUUCCCUUCACUUCUAUCACUUACCACAAAACACACAACUAAAAAACACUACUUCUCUUCGAAAUCUAUACUUAUCGAUCUUUGAUCUUUCGAAAAAGAGUGAAAAUGACGACUAAUGUUAGUUUCCAACAAGCACUAACUGUUGAAUCUUCAAGUAUAGUGAAACAAGCUUUGAACUUAGCUAAAAGAAGAGGACAUUCACAUGUAACUCCUCUUCAUGUAGCAAGUGCAAUGUUAGUUUCCUCUUCGUCUACGCUUUUAAGAAAAGCUUGUUUUCAAACAAAUUCUCAUCCAAUUCAGUACAAAGCCCUUGAACUUUGCUUCAAUGUAGCACUCAAUAGGCUUCCUACCUCUGCAUCUAAUCCGAUUCUCGAGCCUCAUGUUCACCCUCCUUUUCUUUCUAAUGCCUUAGUUGCUGCAUUUAAGAGGGCACAAGCCUAUCAACGUCGCGGUUCAGUAGAGAAUCAGCAACAACAACAGCACCUCAAAGUAGAAAUUGACCAGCUGGUUAUUUCAAUUCUUGAUGAUCCUAGUGUUAGCAGAGUUAUGAGUGAAGCUGGUUUUUCUAGCAUCCAACUAAAAACCAAUGUAGAACACGCUAUUUCUUCCGAAAAUAGCACAAAACAGAUGGUCAUAGCAUCAGGAAACAACCUCAAGUUGUCACUAUGCAAAUCAGGUGAUGAUCCCAGUGUUAGCCAAGUCAUGAGGGAAGCCGGUUUUUCUAGCAUCCAACUAAAAACCAAUGUAGAACACGCUAUUUCUUCCGAAAAUAGCACAAAACAGAUGGUCAUAGCAUCAGGAAACAACCUCAAGUUGUCACUAUGCAAAUCAGGUGAUGAUCCCAGUGUUAGCCAAGUCAUGAGGGAAGCCGGUUUUUCUAGCAUCCAACUAAAAACCAAUGUAGAACACGCUAUUUCUUCCGAAAAUAGCACAAAACAGAUGGUCAUAGCAUCAGGAAACAACCUCAAGUUGUCACUAUGCAAAUCAGGUGAUGAUCCCAGUGUUAGCCAAGUCAUGAGGGAAGCCGGUUUUUCUAGCAUCCAACUAAAAACCAAUGUAGAACACGCUAUUUCUUCGGAGAUUUCUUGCAAAAAUAGCGCAAAAUCGAUGGUUCUACCACCAGGAGAUAACCUCAAAUUGUCACUAGGCAAAUCAAGUGAUGAUCAAAUCAAGAAUGAUGAUGUGAUGAGUGUUAUAGAAACAAUGAUGAACAAGAAAAGGAGAAACACAGUUAUUGUAGCAGAGUGUUUAGCUAAUGCUGAAGGGGUUGUUAGAGGAGUUGUCGAUAAGUUCGAUAAAGGAGAAGUAUCAUCACACAUGAAACAUGUUCAGUUCAUAAGUGUUCCACUUUCUACACUGAGAAAUGUCUCGAAAGAAGAAUUCGAUGCCAAGAUUAGAGAGCUAAGGAUUUUACUAAAAAGCUGUAUACACAGAGGGGUUGUUUUAUAUUUAGGUGAUCUUGAAUGGAUAUCUGAGUUUUGGACUAAAGUACACAAUGAGCAAAAAAACAACUACAUGAUAUUGGAGCUUAGUCGAUUGUUAUGUGGCGAAAUGAGUGAAAACGGAAGGCUAUGGCUUAUGGGAAUUGCUAGUUUUCCGACUUAUACGAAAUGUAAAACUGGCUGUCCUUCUCUACAGACUCUUUGGGAUCUUCAUCCUCUUACACUCCCGGAUGUCAGCUUGGAUCUCAACCUUAACCUCGAAAGUUCUGUCCACAAGCAUGAUCAUAACUUUAUAGACAAAGGCUUUUUUAGUCCAUCUUCAUCAUCUCCUUGUUCCUCUACUUCGAUUUCUUCUUCAUCGAAGAAAGAACAUCAAUUCUUGAAUACAAAGCCUGAACUUCUAUCGAAUCCCAAUUCGAUUCCUAAUUCAGCUUCAUCAAGUGAAGCAAGUGGACAUAUUGAGCACUUAGAGCUAUGUUGCUCUGACUCUCCAGAAAUGUUGUUGCACUCGUGUCAGAUCCUUCAGAAAUGCACGCACUCAUCAACAUUUUUGAACAGUUCGAGCAACGUGAAGAUUCUUUGCAAGGCAUUGGAGGAAAAAGUUCCAUGGCAAAAAGAUAUCAUUCAUGAUAUAGUAAGCACAAUUCUUGAACGUAGACACAAAAAGGAAGAAACUUGGCUUUUGUUCUUAGGUGUUGAUUCUCAUGGCAAAGAGAAAAUUUCAAAAGAGUUAGCUAAAAUAAUCUUUGGCUCUCAAGAUUGUUUCAUUUCCAUUGGAUUAAGUACAUUUUCAUCAUCAACAAGAACAGAUUCAACUGAUCAAGAAGUCAAUAACAAAAGAUCUCGAGACGAGCAAGGUCGGAGUUAUCUCGAGAGAUUUACAAAUGCAAUUCAAGAAAAUCCAAGGAGAGUGUUCUUCAUGGAAGAUAUGGAUCAAGUUGAUUCUUUUUCACAAAAGGGUAUUCAAAAAGCUAUUGAAAGUGGAAAAUUAACACUUCCUAAUGGUGAUUUAGUGUUAAUUAAAGAUUCUAUAAUCAUUUUCAGCUGUGUAGAGUACUUUAGUUCAAUUUCAAGAACAUGUUUUCCUACAAAUAUUCAGAAAUUUAGUGAAGAAAAUAAUGCUUCAUUGGAUUUGAAUAUUGCCAUUGGAGAAAAUAGGGAUGAAAAACAAAUUAUGUUCAAGAUUUGAGUAAUUA
This is a messenger RNA of Solanum tuberosum (potato), 2687 nucleotides long. RefSeq lists its product as uncharacterized. Bases 155 to 2680 code for a protein of 841 amino acids. The record is from RefSeq and is a predicted model, not a curated record. The transcript is spliced from 3 exons. NCBI's taxonomy places the organism in Eukaryota, Viridiplantae, Streptophyta, Magnoliopsida, Solanales, Solanaceae.